Sus scrofa (pig) is the source of this 7635-nucleotide messenger RNA. NCBI's taxonomy places the organism in Eukaryota, Metazoa, Chordata, Mammalia, Artiodactyla, Suidae. The record is from RefSeq and is a predicted model, not a curated record.
UGGCAUAUGGAGGUUCCCAGGCUAGGGGUCUAAUUGGAGCUACAGCUGCUGCCAGCCUACACCAGAGCCACAGCAGCGCCAGAUCUGAGCCACGUCUCCAUCUUUGACCUACACCACAGCUCACGGCAAUGCCAGAUCCUUAACCCUCUGAGCGAGGCCAGGGAUCGAACCCGCAACCUCAUGGUUCCUACUCAGAUUUCUUUCUGCUGCACCAUGACGGGAAUUCCUCCUCUUGGAAUUUUAGUAGCCUUUGACUUUCUAGGCCCAUAGUCAUAACCAAUCCAUGUUCUGAUAGCUCUGGGUUCCUAUCCAGUGGUGACACAGGGAAUCAGGUAGCUCCAGUGUCUGGUCUGCCCUUCCAUCACUGUAGGGGAGCAGCCCCAUAUGAGCCAUGGCCAUGGAGAGGCACACAGAUUUCUCCCGGUGUUUCUCCAAGAGAAAUCCUGAACCAAGCCCCUGUUUCAAGCAGAAAGCCUGGCUCCAGCCUCUCUCCAUAAAUGAAACACCUUGGGACUCUGUUAGCUGAAGGAGUCAAAGCCUCGGUGCCUCUGCUCCAAAAAAGGAUGCUCAAGAUACAAACCCAAGAACAGCCCCAAAAUCUGGCCCCUGGUUUCAUCCCUGGUUCCCCAUCUACAUCCAGAAUGAUAUUCACCUUACUUUUUUUUUUUUUUUUGUCUUUUCUAGGGCCACACUCUCAGCAUAUGGAGGUUCCCAGGCUAGGGGUCUAAUCAGAGCUAUAUUCGCUGGCCUACACCACAGCCACAGCAAGGCCAGAUCCAAGCCAUGUCUGCAACCUACACCACAGCUCACGGCAACCUCAACCCACUGAGCAAGGUCAGGGAUGGAACAUGCAACCUCAUGAUUCCUAGUUGGAUUCGUUAACCACUGAGCCACGACGAGAACUCCCUCACCUUACUUUUGAAUGCACUUCUCUUCUCCCCUUCUUCUUUGUCCUUCUUUUACGUUCAACCACACCAUGAUUACAUAUGAAAAAAAUGGUAUCAGCACCAUCUUGAUCAGAAGUCAAAUGCCCCAUUCUAACCAACUUCUCUCCAAAUUUCUUACUUUAUCUACAAACCAGCCACUUUGUAAAGCCUUUCCUGAUCACUCUUACCUUAAGUGAACUAUUUCUACCUCCUCUGGUCCGCUCCACUCUGCUUUUGCUUGCAUUUAGCUUUUAUCAAACAAGGUUCUUGAAGACCAGGUGCAUGCCAUGGCCUGUUAGGCACCACAAUAUAAAAAUGAACAAGACAAGUUCAGCUGCCAUCCUGAAACCUUCCACCUCAUAGUGGGGGCCCUCCUCUCAUUUCUUCAGGGUCUUCCCACUUUGAAUUCUACAGUUGGUACACCUCACACUCUUGCUGCUUGAUUCUAGAGACACGUCAUCCUUAAAAAUAAGGAGCUUGGGAGUUCCCGCUGGGGCUCAGCAGUUGUGAACCCAAUUAGUAUCUAUGAGAAUGCGGGGUCAAUCCCUGGCCUCACUCAUCCGGCAUUGCCAUGAACUGUGGUGUAGGUUCAAGACAUAGCUUGGAUCCUGCUGUGUGGUGGCUGUGGAAUAGGCCAGCUGCUGCAGCUCCAAUUCGACCCCUAGCCUGGGAACUUCCAUGUGCCUCAGGUCUAGCCCUAAAAAGCCAAAAAAAAAAAAAAAAAAAAAACCCCAAAAAAUGAAAUAAAAAUAAGGAGCUUAGAGUUCCCUGGUGGCCUAGCAGGUUAAGGUUCUGGUGUUGUCACUGCUGUGGCUCUGGUCACUACCGUGACUCGGGUUUGAUCCCUGACCCUGGAACUUCUGAGUGCUUCAGGCAAAAAAAGAACAAAAAAGAAAAAAAUUUAAUAAGAAGCUUAUUUGACAGCGUGCUGCUGUUCCCAUUUCUUCAUGCUGCUCCAUGUGAAUGCCACAGUGUAGCAGAGUGUGGGAGCUUACCUGGCAGAACUAUGCACACCUGUCCAGACAGCAAAGAGCAUCCCCAGAACUUGCACAACUGCAUCUGUUCUCCUGUCUGCUGCAGGGCGGAUGUCGUUGUGGUUACAUUGAAAAUCCACCAGUUCUGUGAAAAAUAUCAUUGGGGUCACAAAGCCUCCUUGGUGGGUUUGACAUGUUGUCUUGACAUCCCCUCAACCCUCUGCCAUGCUCUGCACAAAGGGGCUACCACCCCCAUGGCUGACACUUUUCUUAGCUGCAAGGCUGGAAGACCUCCAAGCCAGCUGCAGCUCACUUCCAGGAGAUGGGGAUAGGAUGAUUCUCUUUUCAAGCAUUGCACCCCAGAAUCUGACCAUCAUUGUUCUUAGGGACCUGGUUCCCAAGAUCCAAAUGUCUGCAGGUUGACUCUGGUUCUUCUUCCAUGGGCCGGGUGACAUUCAUGGAUGGUCAUCCUCCUCACCACCCUCCUGAUUGCAUCCUUUGGUCAGAAGGGCCAUUUAGGAGUUCCCGCUGUGGUACAAUGGGAUUGGUGGUGUCUCUGGAGCAUUGGGACGAAGACUCGAUCCCUGGCCCAGCACAGUGGGUUAAGGAUCCUGAGUUGAUGCAGCUCAGAUCUGAUCCCUGGUCCAGGAAUGCCAUAUGUUGCCAGGUGGCCAAAGAUAAAUAAAUAAAUAAAUAUUUAAAUAAAUAAAAUAAAGAAGGGCCAUUUAACACUCUUCUUGCAGUGGGAACAGAAACAAAACAAAAUGGGAAGCAAUCCAACAUGAGGAUUGCCUUCUCGGUGACCUAUCUGGGGUUGGCUCUUUCCUUGUCACCCCCAUUUAUGUGAGUUAAGGCAUAGCGCUAUGUCUACACAGCCAGACACAGAUACACACACACAUACACACACAUAUCGAUAUGCCAGGGCAUCAUUACAACGGGUUUUCCUUCCCCAGCCUCCCUCAUCUUCCAUUUGGAAAUGUUGCAUGUACACGUGCUGAAUCCACAAUGAUAAAGAUGGAUCGUAUUGACUACAGCCUUAUGGAAAUUGCAAAAAUUCAGAUACUGCUUAAAUGACUAUUAAUAGGAAAACUCAGUUAUGAAACGCCCACAAAAAAUGCCCCCCUUUAGAAGUACGGAGCAGCUCUACAUGUGCUGACAUGAAAAGCUUUCUCUCUUCCAUCAUUAGAUAAGAAAGGCAAGUUUCAAAAAAAACAUGUGCAUAGUACAAUCACGUGUCUAAAGUGAUGUAUUAACACCUAGAUUAAAUCUGAGAGACACACUUAAUUGUAACACACUUAACUGGUUUUCUCUAGAGAAUGGAAGACGGUGAGAAUUGAGACAGGGAAAUUUCCCCCAUUCUCUUUUUUGUAUUGUCUGAAGUGCUUCAGAAUACAUAGCUUAUGUAACUUAAAACAUACUUUAAAAAACAUUUCUAGGAGUUCCCUGGUGGCCUAGGAGUUAAAGGAUCUGGCAUUGUCACUACUGUGGCUUGGGUCACAGCAAUGGCAAAGGUUCAAUCCCUGGUCUGGAAAUUUCUACAUGCCAUGGUGUAGCCAUUAAAAAAUUAAAAUAAAAAAAUUCUACAUAUAAAAUGUUAAAUGGCCCAUGUUAAAUUAAAGUAAGCAACUUGGACACUUUGGGUGGGGUAGGGUGGGACAGGGCAUUGAAAUCAAAGUGAAAAAAAAAAAAACAAAACCAAAAACCCAAAGCCCAUCCAACACUGAAGUUUGGAUCCCACAAGGGUGGUGCUGUUCUGCAUACAGAGCUCAGCCCAAGCUGUGUUGUGACAUGUGGCAUCUGGGGGGUGUCUGGGACACAGUCCUUGUGGGGCAGAACUGGGGCAGGCACGUGGAGCAGAUAAUGCCAGGUGGUGUGUCUCUAGAAUCAAGUCCCAGCAGCGUGAGGUGUGCCCACUGUGGGAUUCAAAGCGGGAAGACCCAGAAGAAAUGAGAGAAGGGCACCCACUAUGGGGGGGAAGGUUUCAGGAUGGUGUCAGACAACAAGGAAGGGGUCACAUGUGUGCCAGGGUAGGACCGGGAGAACUGUGUCCACCCAAGCUAGGGAUACAGAGGAACAAGGUCAAAGGCCCACAGUGAAGGAACUGGUCCUGGGGCUCAAACAGAACAGACGGUACAACAAAAGCAAGAGGAGCCCAGAGUUUGGAUCAUCUCAAACGCUGUCGUGGGUAAAUGGGAAAGACCAGGGCAGGGAACUGGGCAGAAGCUGGGAGGAACCAGCACCCAAAGGCUCUGAAACAAGCCAGGGUUGAGCUUCCAAGCAGUCCUGAAGGUCAUGAGUGGCUGAGGGAGUGAACCCAUCAGAUCCCCUUUAGGAGAGUAAUGUUCACAGCAGGGUGGCUAGGGGGUUGGCCAGGAGAGGGACAGAUGUAGAGGCUGCUGCAGUGGCCUCAGGAUGGAAGGAGGUUGUGUGAAGGGGUUCAGCUGCUGGGGAACAGCCUGAAGGGUGUGGGCAGCAGAAAACUGCAAGCUAGGUGUAAGGCUUGAGUGGCUGCUGCCUGGUGGAAGUCGCCCUUCUGUAGAAGGGAGAAGGUCCUCCCUCCGUGAGGACCCCAGACUUCCCUGCCCCAGUCCCCCAGAAGUGGGCGAGUCACUAACUCUUCUUCUCAGCCCUCAGGGCCGGGUUUGUAGACCCAAGGUCCCAAAGGUGUCCGCGCUAGGGCCAAUUCGGGUGAGGGCAAAGGAAAGGGACACUUCUCUCUCCUUUCCUGCUCACUCUCCCUCACUUCUUUCAGUCUCUCAUCUCUGUCCUCCAUCUCUGUCACACCCAUAGGAGAGCUAUUCCGAAGGGCAUUUCCAAGCCCUUUUCCUGGUCCUCAAACCCACAAUCCUCCACCGUCCCCAGCUUCCCGGCAAGGCUGCUUCGACGGUGCCCAUUCACCGACCCCAGCCCCCUCUCUGGGCUGAAAGGUGACAACGACGAAUAGGAGGGCGACUCUCAUAUCAGCAAGGCUUGAGGUGACAUCACAUCCUCCGAACGAGAAACCGAGAAACCGGGCUCGGUGGCCGGCCGAAGGGCGCAACUUCCCCCGUCGACGUCCUACUAGCUCUUGCGCGCCUCCAGGCUUCGAGCUUCCAGCGGAGCCGCGCCGCGGGGAGCGCGCCAUGGCCUCGCUGGUGACCGCUCUGCUCCUGCCGCUGGUCCUGCAGCUCCAUCCCGCCAAGGUCCUCGGGUCCAGCUUGUUCCGGACGUCGCCGGAGAUGGUGCAGGCUAGCCUGGGAGAGACUGUGAAGCUCCGCUGCGAGGUGAUGCACUCCAACACACUGACAAGCUGUUCCUGGCUCUACCAGAAGCCGGGGGCUGCCUCCAAGCCCAUCUUCCUCAUGUACCUCUCCAAAACCCGGAAUAAGACAGCCGAGGGGCUGGACACCCGUUACAUCUCUGGUUACAAGGCCAAUGACAACUUCUACCUCAUCCUGCACCGCUUCCGCGAGGAGGACCAAGGCUACUAUUUCUGCUCGUUCCUGAGCAACUCGGUUUUGUAUUUCAGCAACUUCAUGUCCGUCUUCUUGCCAGCAAAGCCCACCAAGACGCCGACUACGCCACCACCCAAGCGGACUCCCACCAAAGCGUCGCACGCCGUGUCUGUGGCCCCAGAGGUGUGCCGGCCUUCGGGCAACGCAGUAGACCCGAGGAAGCUGGACUUCGCCUGUGAUCUGUACAUCUGGGCGCCCCUGGUUGGGACCUCCGGCAUCCUUCUCCUGUCACUGGUCAUCACCAUCAUCUGCCACCGCCGGAACAGAAGACGUGUCUGCAAAUGUCCCAGAGAGAGGCAACCAACUUUAUCACCUGAACCAAAGAAAUAAUGGCCUCAAUGCCUAAUUUCCUUGUGGCAGUUCAGGGCCUUGACUCGCUGCCAAGGACUGGAGUGGAAGACAGGAGGACCAGAGGUAGGGGCGCUUAGCUCUCUGGCAAGUUCAAGUGACUUUUUCCAUCUGAUUCCAGCCCAUGAUCAUUCAGAAAUGGUCAGGAAACAAACAAUAAAAACAGGAUCUGGAAGACAGUCCUCAGUCUCCUCUCUCCUUGGAGCUCAGACAGAGGCAGCCCUGCACUAACGCCUAACGACAACCACCCCCACCCCCACCCUAGCCAGCCUAGCACUGUGAUGGGAGUUACUCGGGAUCUUGCUUAUCCUUGAAAAACCCCAUGGGGGAGAGAUCAUGGUGCCAUGUCACAGCUCACUGGCUCAGAAAUCAGGAAACCUACCCAAGGUGGCAAGACACGAUUACACUCCAGUUAUCAAUAAUAAUAACAGCCAUUUGAUGAAAUCUAAAGUGUACCAAUUACUUGCAAACUGUAAAGCAGUUAUUGUGACCAUCAUUGUACAGAUGAGGAAACUGAGGUCUAGGACAUUUAGUGACUGGUCCAAGGCCAUGCUGCUAGCAACCUACAGAGCUGCAACUUCUAUCCAAAGCCUGGGUUCCUUCCUGUGGUCGGGGACUGGGGCAGGAGCAGGUGAAGGAGAACCAAAUGUAUUCAUCUGUUCCUUUCAGUAGAUGAAAAUAUUUAAAGUUUCAUCCCUGGGGUUUGCAUUUCACAAUCCCUGAGAGUCCUCUGUGGGAACCCAAGUUCAGUGUCUCAUACAUCAUUAUUUUUAAACAAUGAAAAUGUUAAGAAUUUUCAGUGCAUAUGCUAGAGAUGAUAUAUCAAAGGAAUAAAGACUAUUUCUAUUUUGUUUAUUUAUUUAUUUUUUUUUUAUUUUUUUGGCUGAGCUGGUGGUCUGUGGAAAUUCCCCAGGCCAGGGAUUAAACUCGCACCACAGCAGCCACCCAAGCUUCUGCAGUGACGAUGCUGGGUCUUUAACCCACUGCACCACCAGGGAACUCCCAGGGAUAAAGACUCUUUAAAAGCAGAGAAGGAUUUUUAGCAACUUCAGUAUCUGGAGUACAGUUGGAGCUUUUGGAGAAGUGUCCCUUUUCUUUAUCUUUUCUGACAAUCCUGAUUUUGAAAUGAAUAACCGAGACUAAAACCCUCCCCUGAAAUACAAAGCUCUGCAGAUGAAAAAUUAGAGGAAUUAGUCCACCUGAGUUAAUGUACUCAGUGAUGAUCCAGGGUUGUUCAACUUCAACAAAGAGGUUUUAGAGGGUGGCGUGUGUAGACAUGACACUCACAAUGAAUCAGCCCAUUUAAGAGGUGUUAGCCUAGUUCUGAAUUAACACAUUUUUAGUGUGAUAUCAAAUUUGGGUUGUCAAAGGGACUCUUAAGCAAAGUAGCUCUGCUUGGCUGACGGUGGUGGUUCGUUCACAUCCUCCCCAUGACUGUGAGCCUCCCGAGGGCUGAGAAUCAGGUCGGCAGAAGGCUUUGAGCUUCUCUCACCUCCAUGGAGACCUUGACAAAGACUCCAAGAAGCUAGACUAACCAGGUCCAGAUCCUGGUUCCACCACCUCCUAGUUAUAUGACCUUGGGCAUGUUCUCUAACCUUGCUAGUGGCUACCGUUUGGGUUGCCAUGAGGGUGAAAUAAGAUGGCACACUGGAGUUCCAGCUGUGGCUCAGCAGGUUAUGAACCCAACUUGCAUCCACAAGAAUUUGGGUUUGAUCCCUGGCCUCGCUCAGUGGGUUAAGGAUCCAGCAUUGUCGUGAGCUGUGGUGUAGGUUGCAGACAUGGCUCGGAUCCUGUAUUGCUGUGGCUCUGGCGUGUGCAGGCAACUGAAUUUGACCCCUAGCCUGGGAACUUCCAUAUGCUCCAGGUGCGGCUCUAAAAAGAAAAAAAAAAAGA